AAAUAUUUAGGUGUAAUCCAUACACAAAAUAAAUAUUAAAAUCAUAUAUUUCUAUAUUUAUGUUAGAAUAAUAUGUAUUAUGGCAACUCAGUCUUUCUUUCACUUCAACUGCAAAAGUAGUGUCCGGAAUGGCUGACGCAGCCCCAUCGACUGCGCCUAAGGCGAAGGCGCCUAAAAGCAAGGCUCCCAAAGAGAAGGCCGAGAAAGCGGCCGCAGCAGCUCCCGCAGAACCCGCGAAGGCGAUCCGCAAAGUAUCGUCGAAGCCCCGCCACGGCCGACUGUACGCCAAGGCUGUGUUCACAGGCUACAGACGGGGUCUCCGCAACCAACACGAGAACACCGCUCUGUUGAAGAUCGAAGGUGCUCGCAAUCGCGAUGACGCAGAGUUCUACGCUGGCAAGAAGUGCGUGUACGUGUACCGCGCCAAGAAGAGGACGGCCAUCCCCGGUGGACCGCGAGGCAAGAAGACGAAGCUGCGCGCCAUCUGGGGCAAGGUGACUCGCUCCCACGGCAACGGCGGCUCCGUGCGAGCACGCUUCAAGUCCAACCUCCCCGCACAGGCCAUGGGACACAGGAUACGAGUGAUGUUGUAUCCCUCACGGAUUUAAAACCUUCGUAUUUUAAGACUAAAUAAAACAAAAUCCCAAAAAAGUUUUGUUUCAUGUUAUCGCUUCCCAAAACAUCUUACAAACAGAUAAAUUCUGGAGAUUUUAAACUCGGAUAGUUUUCUAAAGUAUU
Messenger RNA from Danaus plexippus (monarch butterfly), 738 nucleotides. It is a transcript of the gene RpL35A, whose product is annotated as large ribosomal subunit protein eL33. The record is from RefSeq and is a predicted model, not a curated record. The coding region runs from base 129 to 608 and encodes 159 amino acids. Lineage: Eukaryota; Metazoa; Arthropoda; Insecta; Lepidoptera; Nymphalidae. Gene Ontology annotation, molecular function: structural constituent of ribosome. The transcript has 4 exons. Gene Ontology annotation, cellular component: ribosome; cytosolic large ribosomal subunit. Gene Ontology annotation, biological process: cytoplasmic translation; ribosomal large subunit biogenesis.